Molecule: messenger RNA, 1693 nt
Organism: Aphanomyces astaci
Lineage: Eukaryota; Oomycota; Saprolegniomycetes; Saprolegniales; Verrucalvaceae
Exons: 5
Coding region: 1-1527 (508 amino acids)
Biological process (GO): proteolysis
Molecular function (GO): serine-type carboxypeptidase activity
Source: RefSeq, a predicted model, not a curated record
AUGUUGGUCCAAGCGUUGGCUGUCGCCGCCGCGUUCGUAGUGUCCGCCGUAGCUGCCACCACUGCCAGCUCCCACCAGAUCACGUCUCUUCCCAACUACAACGACGCCAAGCCCAUCAACUUUGACCAGUAUGCCGGCCACAUUCCGCUGCCCAGCAACGGCCAAAAGAUGUUUUACUGGCUCGUGGAGUCCGAGUCCAAUCCAUCCACGGACCCGCUAAGUGACUUGAGCGUCAAGCGCAAUCCGUACGCGUGGAACCGCAAGGCCAACAUGGUGUUCUUGGAGUCUCCAGCGGGUGUCGGCUUCAGCCAGCCUGUUCUGAAUGACACUGACUACAACGACAACUUUACCACCGACCGAGCGUACGAGUUUCUCGAACAAUUUCUCGAAUUGUACCCUCGAUACAAGAACCGCGAGUUUUACAUCACGGGCGAGAGCUACGCUGGGAUUUACAUUCCGUUCCUGGUGCACAAACUGGUGACCAGUCCGAUUGCAAACUUGUCGUUGACCGGGUUUACCAUUGGCAACCCCUUCACGGACAACGUCAUUGACGCGUCGGCGUACAUGGAUUACUUCUACUCGCACGGGAUGAUUUCCAUCGAAGCGUAUAACCUCGGCCGCCAAGUAUGCGGCGACAUUGGCGUCGCCAACUGCUUCUACGGCACUGGCGAAUGCAAUUCCGAUUGCAAAAGUGCCCUUGAGGCUGGUUUUUCCAUGUCAGAAUGGGGCAACUCGAACGCGCUGAGCCAGUACUACAUUUACGGUGAUGUGUGCAAGUUGCAGAGCAACAACCAAUCAAAAACGUUGAUCCCCAACAAAAAUAUCCGACCCCUGACCCAUCGUGGCCUGGUUGGGCCGUGCCAAGAUGUAUACACUGCCUCGUACUUGCAACUCCCGACCGUUCAAGCCGCCAUCCACGUUAUCUCAGAUGUAAUCGAAUGGACCGCAUGCUCCAGUGCCACGGUGUCGCAUCACUACACACGCAGCGAAUCGGCUUUGGACAAGUACCCCACGAUCCUUCAAGCUGGCUUGAAAGGGCUCAUUUACAGCGGGGAUGCCGACUCGAGUGUGAAUUUCAUCGGCACCCAGCGCUGGCUCACGGACGAAGGCCUCAAUCUGACUGUGGUGGAGAAGUGGCAGGCCUGGUUUGGCCCAGACAAGCAACUGGCGGGGUACACUGUACGGUACACCAACUUGACGUUUAAGACGGUCAAGGGCGCCGGCCACAUGGUGCCAGCGCACCGUCCGCUCCAUGCAUUGCACCUGUUUGAGUGCUUUUUGUAUGGGAAUCGACAGUGUCAAUCGUUCAAGUACCCGAAAGACGCGCUGGAGUACCUGAGUGGCGCCGAUAUGGGGGCGACGACAACUGCGGUGGUUGAUAGCAGCGCGAAUGUGUGGUGGAUGAUUGGCAGCCUCGCGGCGCUGGUCGGGGUGGCUCUCUUGGGCUGGCGGGGAUAUGUGCACCACUUUACUCAAAGUAGUUCGUACACGGAAUUGGAAAGUAAACCCAUCAGUAGUAGUAAGUAGUACAUAGUAGACAUACACUAUGAAGACAAGAAUUGUACUAAGCGUACCUAGUAUUGUGCAGUGGUUGACGGACGAAUCCAUCCAGAUACGAGCUUAGAGGACUGCCGCCGAAACGUUGAAAUAUACUAGUAUGAUUGACGACAUUAACUAUUACUAUUAAUAGUUC